ACGGGAAUGACUAAUUUUCCAAAGGGGCGGUGCUGGAUGAGUGGUUGGAGGGAGGGGGUCGUUUGUGGUUUAAAUUGAAGCUUUCCCAGGAGAGCUGGCGCAGAAAGAGGGACAUCGAAUGUUUAAUUAAAGCGAAUUGGCAGAUUUUUAUAUUUUUAAUCCUCAUUACCGGUAGCCUUUGUUGUUGCUUUCACAGUUGUUUGCUGCGCAUAAUAAAGCGGACUGUUUUGUUGGCUCUCUUCUCACUUUCAUUCACCACAAGCACAUCUGGAGCGACAGCAACGGACUACCGUCAUUCAGAUACUCCUAGCUUCUAAAUUCACAAACUUGCAGCUAUGCGUUUUACAACUGCCUUCUUCGCCAGCGCCUUCACGGCCCUCGCUGCCGCUCAAUCGUCAGCAGCAAACCCAUUCACGAAUACAGACUACACUUCCAUCUCCGCAGGCAAGGCCUUUACCAUCACCUGGUCUCCUACAACGACAGGAGCUGUCUCGCUGGUACUUGUCAAGGGCAACCCUGCCGCCCUGACUACUGUGUCUACCAUCGCUAGUGGCCUCGACAACAGCGGCUCCUUCAACUGGACUCCCGACUCCUCAAUCGCAAAGGGCUCUGACUACGCCCUUAAGAUCGUUGACGAUGCUGACGCUACUAUCGUUAACUACACGCUUCAAUUCCCAAUCGACUCUGCUGGUGCUAACGACUCUGUGGUCUCCUCUAUCGUGGCCUCCACCACCGCCAAUGACGCCAACAAAGAAAUCACUGCCCUAGAUAUCAAGACCAGCACCGAAAUCACCAAAAGCGCAGCCCCAGACAUCAUGACAAGCACCGCUGAUGCCAGCCCCACUGAUGCCAGCACCGCAGACGACAGCACCACGCUAGCCACCGUCACCACCCCGAACGAGAGCUCCUCUGCUUUCUCUGCCCCAGAUAAUGGCGCCACGACCAAGCCUUCGGCAUCCACCACCCGGGCAUCUGAGUCAAGCACUGUGAGCGAAAGCAGUAGCACCGGCGCGGCCGCUGCGACGGGGGCUGCGAAUGUGUGCGCCGGGCUGAUGGGCUUCGUUGGCGCGGCGAUGCUGCUUCUGUAAUAUGAGGGUUAAAGACGGUGGGGUGGGGAAAACGAAAUAUAUUCGCAUUUGUGUGUGGCUGUUAAUUUGGCGGGU
Molecule: messenger RNA, 1163 nt
Organism: Pseudogymnoascus verrucosus
Lineage: Eukaryota; Fungi; Ascomycota; Leotiomycetes; Thelebolales; Thelebolaceae
Exons: 2
Coding region: 336-1088 (250 amino acids)
Source: RefSeq, a predicted model, not a curated record